This is a messenger RNA of Bufo gargarizans (Asiatic toad), 6772 nucleotides long. It is a transcript of the gene RAB2A, whose product is annotated as RAB2A, member RAS oncogene family. The coding region runs from base 86 to 718 and encodes 210 amino acids. Gene Ontology annotation, molecular function: GTPase activity; GTP binding. Gene Ontology annotation, cellular component: Golgi apparatus. The record is from RefSeq and is a predicted model, not a curated record. NCBI's taxonomy places the organism in Eukaryota, Metazoa, Chordata, Amphibia, Anura, Bufonidae. The transcript has 8 exons.
CUGGCGAGGGCUGUCGUGGACGAGCCCGUGAUUACGUCAGCGCGGCCGUUAGUAGCAGUGACGAAGAGGCACAGAUCAUCCGGACAUGGCGUACGCUUAUCUCUUCAAAUACAUUAUCAUCGGUGACACCGGUGUCGGUAAAUCAUGCCUACUGCUGCAGUUCACAGACAAGAGGUUCCAGCCAGUUCACGACCUGACAAUUGGUGUAGAAUUUGGUGCACGAAUGAUCACAAUUGACGGCAAGCAAAUUAAACUCCAGAUAUGGGACACAGCUGGUCAGGAAUCUUUUCGCUCUAUCACAAGGUCAUACUACAGAGGCGCCGCCGGUGCAUUAUUAGUUUAUGAUAUUACAAGGAGAGACACAUUCAAUCAUCUGACCACUUGGCUUGAAGAUGCCCGUCAGCAUUCGAACUCAAACAUGGUGAUUAUGCUAAUUGCCAAUAAAAGUGAUUUAGAAUCAAGGAGAGAAGUAAAAAAAGAAGAGGGGGAAGCAUUCGCCAGAGAACAUGGUCUAAUUUUCAUGGAAACCUCAGCAAAGACGGCUUCAAAUGUGGAGGAGGCUUUCAUCAACACAGCAAAAGAAAUUUACGAAAAAAUUCAAGAAGGUGUCUUUGACAUUAAUAAUGAGGCAAACGGCAUUAAAAUUGGACCACAAAACCCAAUGCCUGGACCUCCUGGACCACACAACGCAGGACAAGCUGGUGGCAGCUGUUGUUGAGCCUGUCCUUUUUUUCACCCACUCUCCGAGGAGCCUGCUGUGGCUACUUAACUUGUUCAUAGGCUAUUUACAUGUACUUUUACCUAUUGCCCCGCCCCUCCUCCAGAGUUUCAAUGUUCACUUUAAAGAGAGAUUUUGGAAAUUGUAUUCAUACUGUAUCUAUUUGCUUUUUUGAUUUCUAGGUUUAUUGAUUGUGAUUGUUUCAAUGUCGUCUUGUUCCCUUGACUAAAAACUGAAUUCUCAACACUAAAAUGUUUUCAUAGUAUUUUAAAUGGUUUGUGUGACUAGGAUUCACAGAUCUGUGGUGACCUGUUCAAAGGGACUUGAAAUCAAAUAAUAAAGAACAUUUGGAGACGCCUUUUUUCUCUCUACCAAUAUGUUUUUAAUGAUGGAGACUGGGUGAUCUAUCAGUAACAUGAUUGUGCAUGCUAUAAUUGUUUCCAUAUGUGCUGCCCAUACUACAUUGUCUUCUCGUUAGGUGGACAGUAUUGUAAUGAUUGAGAUGCUUAACUGGUGAAGUCACCAAGGGUUUGAGCCAAGAUCAAAACUUAAAGGGGUCGGCUUAUCUCACACAUUGAUGGCAUACUACUAGGAUAUGGCACCAAUGUCAGAUAGGUUCGGGUCUCUACUUCUUUGUGACCUACUCCUGUCUCCAGAAUGGGGCUGCCGAAGUGACCGGAGAGCAGCCACACAUAAGCAGCCACCUUCCGUUCACCGUUGUGGGAGUGUCAAAAAUAGCACAGCAUCAGUUCGGCUAUUUUCAGCAGUCCCAUAGCAGUAAGUGGCUGCUUGCGCGGUUUGCCCUCUAUUCACCGCUAUGGGACUUCCGAUGACAGACAGUCAUGUUCACUCGCCUAUUUUCAGAGCUCCCAUAGCAAUGUAUGGAGAGCAUGUGGUCUUCACUUCAGGGUCCCCGUUCUGGUAAUUGGAGCAGGUCCCAGAGGUGGGACCGCUACCUAUCUGACAUUGAUGGCAUAUCCUAGCGAUGUUCCACUAAUGUGAAAUAAGACAACACAUGCACCCCCUUCCUUUUAACCAUGUCCAUAGGAUAGGGCAUAAGCAUCAUAUUGGUAGGGUCUGACUGCUGGGACCCCCACCGAUCAUAUGAAAGGAAGUUUCAAUUCCCCUCAGCAAAUGAAGCGCUGAACUCUAUUUCCAGAAAACACGUAGAGAAUGAAUGGAACUGCAGUGCUGUUUUUGUGGAAUCUGGAUCCCCGUUCAUAUAAUUACUGGGGGUCAUAUAAUUACAAUGAUCAGACCCCCCUUCCCCUUUCCCCACUAGUGAGAUGCUUAUCCCCCAUAUCGCGUGCAUAGGAAGUUUUGAUAUUGGUAAAACCAUUUAAGGGUUAUUCUGGUUCCAGCAAAUAAAACAUUCAUUUCAUUUUCUGAACUUUUGUAGCACACUUUUGGUUGCACAAUUUUCAAACUCUUUGCUUGCAGUCAUUGAAUGGGAACCUUCAGUGUGCACUUCCAGGGGAUAAAAAUCUGUCCUGGUCAUGGGAUCAUAUAGGUGAAGGGCUCUAUCUACUGUGCACCUGUGUGAUCAUUAUAUGACCAGGAUAGAUCUCGAUCACCUGUAAGCAAGCAAUGAAGGUUCCUAAUCAGUGACAACAAGUUAAGAUCUUGGGGGGGGGGAAAAAAGGUUUACUAGAAAUUGUGAAACUUUUCAUGAUACACCAAAUAUGUUUAAUUUGCUGACACCGAAACACCCCAUUGACUUCAGGGCAGGCUUGGAGGGUGAUUUUAAGGUUUCGUAACACUUUCAACUGAUAGUUGGGGCACAGUACGGAAACGGUCAACAGAACAGUGGGAAAGUCAGAAGAGCCUUAAGUAGUUUACUUUAAGAAUAGCUGGGACAGACAAAGUUUUUAAUUUCUAAUAUUGGUAGACAGGAAAAAUUGCUGUAACCAAAAUGUAUUUACUCAUGUACAGUGUGCAUAGUCCUAACAUGUAAUGCUGCCAGAUACACACAAUCAAGGUGGAAGAGUGAACGUGGUGUUUUAUUAAACCUGAUGAAUUCCUGGAGAGAAUAUUCCUAAUCUGCUUUAGUCCUGCUUUUUUUUUUUUCUCAUGAAGUAAGCCAGUUGUAUCGUCAUUAUCUGAACUAGCGAGAACAUUCAUAAGGUUCUUAUUCAGUUACAGACUUCUUUAGAUUUUCUUGCACUGUUAUCAUUUUGCACAUCUUAUUGUGAAUGAAGUGACUUGUCGGUGUAAUAUUGGGGUGGUCAUGAUGAUGUAAUGUGCUGCUUUUACAUGCCCUGUGUAUUCUUUGGAAAAGGACACUGCAGUUUUGCAGCUGCAGUAAAGUGAUUGGCAGAGCCCUUGUAGUCUCUGACAACUUUCUCUCACCAUGGAGGGUCAGUGCCACUGGGAUAGUAUUUACUGCAAUUUGUGUCUCUGUAAACUGCAUUUAAGCUUAAGUUUGUAAAAAAAAAAAUGUAGGAAAUAACUGCUGAUGUCCAAUAAUAUAUGCGUAUAUGGGGUCCUUUAUCCAUUGUUCUAUGAAGUUUUAACAAUGUUCUUUAAAGGCAAUGUACACCUUUUGGGGGGUAAUUUUUCUAUUAUUGCAUUUUAUUCAUUUUGAGCUAAAAAUAUUUUUUAUAUUGGUCUUUAUUAAAAAAUAUGGCAUCUUUUUUUAUGUACAGAGCUAAGAUGCUCUAGUAGCACCCUUUUGGAUUUUCUCUCUUUUCCGUCAGACCAGGAGCUAACUGACUCCUUAUAUCUGCUCUGACAUUACAACACUCUUACUGAUAAGAAUGUGGUUUUAAUAAGUGUUUAUGACCUCAGUAAUUUAAAGAUGAGGUUUAUUAGAUGACGGCACAAAGUGAAAGUAUCAGUCGCACAACUAGAAAAACUGUUAACCCUUUGUAACAGAACACCUCAAUAUUUUUAAUAAAGGCCAGUUGAAAAAAUGACUUUUAGGCAAAAAUGCAAUCGCAAAAAAAAAAUUGCCUCCGAAGGUAUACAUAGUGUUUAAGUACACAAUUUAUUUUUCUGUUCUGAUGCAUUACCCCAUCUUAAGGUGGCCAUACACAUUCAGUAGCUGUCGACCAACAGCAAUCUCUCUCGACUUCCUCACAACUCCCUCAUACAUGUUUGACUCUGACAAACACGUAUGUGUAUUUAAUGGGGAGAGAAAGCUGCUGCCAAACACUGUUGGCUGCAGCUCAUCUCUGGGGAGACUAAAAGGAUCGGGCAAAAAUAUUUAGAUGUCAGGAGCUCCCCAUACACAUUAAACCAGGCAUGCUCAACCUGCGGCCCUCCAGCUGUUGUAAAACUACUGUACAACUCCUACAAUGCCUUGCUGUAGGCUGUUCGGGCAUGCUGGGAGUUGUAGUUUUGCAACAGCUGGAGGGCCGCAGGUUGAGCAUGCCUGCAUUAAACUGUAAGACUAGUUUCAUACUAGCGUUCCAGCUGGGAACAACCUGCCAGAUCGGCAUUGCCGGAAGCUUGUAAGUCUCCAUACAGCCCCAAUAUAAUGGGGACUGGCUAAGAUUUGCACACAUUCUGAUAAUUAUGCAGAGAAUUGGGCGGAAGGAAACUGCUGCCUACCGGAUGGCUAGUGCUAGUGUGAAACUAACUUGAACCAAUCCCGCCGUUCUUGGUGGGUUCGCCUGACAAAACACUAAUGUGUAUGGAGGCCUUCACAGUCUCUGUGCAUAGCAAGUACUGGGCCUAAUUUAUCCGAAAAUGGUUCUUGGUGCCUAUAACCAAAAAUUAGGGCUCACCUUUCAUUUCUUAAACUACUGUCAAAAUGAAAGCUGGUCUCUGAAAGUUACAUAGCGAGGCUCGAGAUUUGCUAUGUAGUGAGACUUUUCAUUUAUCCUGUACUAUUAUUACUGAUGAUCACGUGUUUUGUUUUUCCCCCACGUUUAACAUAUCUUGAGGGAAAAGGAGGUUUCCAUCCUGCAGAGUCCAGCCAAAAAAAAUUGUAUGUAAAACGGAUCCUUUAUUUUAUUUUUUAUAAUGGGACAAAAAGCUGAUGUGAAAACAGCCUAAUUCGCAUUAAAUAAAAAAAAAACUGAUGGAGACUUUUAUUCCGUAUUUUGCAAAUUUGUGGACUAAUGGAUCGCCCCUUUUUAAAGUAAACAGGAUUAGAAAACGGUGCCGCACUUCUCCACCUGAUUGUACAUCAGCCAUAUAUUCACUUCAUUGGGGCUGAGCGGCAAUACCAGACACAACCUGUAGACCGGUGUGGUGCUGGUUCUAGAAGCAAGCAGCUAUGCUUUUCUAAUCCUGUACCUUAAAUCCUAUUUGUGUGUUUGCAUUGAUCUGAUCUUCAGCAUAUUUAACAGAACAUGACUCCUGGGUGUAUACACAGAUGCAAAGUGAAAUCUAAUAAUUCCUCUAAUUACAUAAUCGGUAGGCCUCAUGCAUGUAGGUCGCCUCCACUAUAUGAAGGCUACAUGUGCACUUUAAUGUAUGAUACAUUCCAGGUUCUGAGUUGUGAAGGGGGUGACCCAAUUGAGGUGUAAUCCAUUGGAGAUGUAAAUGUCAGUUUAUUAGACGUAGGUUCGGAAAGUGGAGGAGAUGAGUCCAGUGCGGCAUGGCAGGACUGGAAAUGGUAUGUUCAGUAUUUUAUUCUUUGCAGCCCAUAAUCUCCAUUCUUUCCAUUUUCUUUUGCGUGGGUCAUGUCUGUAAAUACAUGGGAUAUUUUUAUAAUGCAGAAUAUGUUAUCUCUAAAUGCUUUCUCUUUAAUCCUGGCAUGAUCAUGGUUUACUGCUACUGGAAAUCUUUUCUUUUGCCUUAUUACUGUGCUCUGUGUUCGCAAUAAAGAUUUAUUUCACUGUAACCUUGUGAGAAUUUGAGGUCAAAGGAUGUGUUUUUUUUUUUUUGUUUGUGACACACAACAUAUGUACCACCAGCUAUCAGUCAAUACUUCAUCAUCUGAAGGGUAUUCAUGCUCUACACACAGUGGGAGGAGGCCAUUUCUGAUCCACUACCUGAACCUGGGGCAUCAGUACUGUGAUAUCCUGUAACCUCUGACUUAAAUGUCCUCAUAAAGUCUAGAGUACCAUUAUCAGUCAUGGUACAGGUUGAAACCUUUCCACUUGUGGCUCUGUUUCGGUUUGUUCGGUAACUGAGGUCCUACAAUUAAAGUGUACAGUUUUUCCUACCCAAGUCUUAAAAUGCAGAUCACAGAAUGUCCUAUAUGUGGCCAUGUUGAGAUCUGAUACCCGAGACGUUGACCUGGUCUUAUAUUUAAGAGAAAAGCUAUCAAGUGGAAUGGCCGAUUAUUUCAUGUGGUCUUCCAAAAGCAAGGGUCAAACUAGAAGGGAAAUUGCAUGUUAAAUUUCAACUUGUCCCAUCCUAUGUUCUUGUUGGAAUUGGUAGUCGGACCACAGAUUACUUCCCAGUGAAACAAACAUGCACACUUGGCCAACCAUGCAGGUAUGUUAUAGUGGAGUUGGCAUGAGUAGUUAAGCCAGCAUUUGCCCAAUAAUUCAUGUUGUAUGGGCAGCAAAACCAAUUUGAAUGUAUGUAUUGAACACUGUGUGUAUACCAUAGGUACCCUUCUAAAGCUGGCCCCAACAGUACCAGAGAUAUACUUUACACUGGGCAUACGUACACGAGUGAAUACAUGUCCCUAUUCAUAAAACCAGUUAACAAAAAAAUAAAGCCAAUUCUAAUUACUGCUGUAUUUAUCAUUUACAUAUUGUAUAUAACAUAAGAUGACGUGCCUUGGUGUAUAUGCUAAGCUAAGGUUGCUAUCAAUUUACAUUUGAUUUUAAGAGCAUUGCUUUAGGAUUUGCUUUGGCAUGUUCAUCCCAGUCCAAUGGCUGCUUUUAAUGUACAGUAUGUUCUUUAGCAUACCAGUUCAAGUAGAAUUGCGUGCCAAUGCUUUGGGAAGCCUGUGUAGUCUGAAGAAACAUGGCUAGUCAUCUGUUAAGGCUCAAGUAUUACAGGCUUUUCACAUAUGGAAGACUAUAUUUUUUGUCUUAGUUUUUCAUCUAGCUCUCUGUUCAGGUGGACUUUGCAAUGUGUCAGAUUAUGAUGUCAUAAAUGUAAAGCAAAAAAACUAAAUAAAAGUACUUUUCUUAAUAUUGUAAACCA